Neolamprologus brichardi is the source of this 7152-nucleotide messenger RNA. Lineage: Eukaryota; Metazoa; Chordata; Actinopteri; Cichliformes; Cichlidae. The record is from RefSeq and is a predicted model, not a curated record.
UCGUCCUCAUUUGAAACGCUCGUUUUUGUUUCCUUUGUUUACAAAGCAAGAAACAGCAAUUCAAUGAGUAAUGCAACUUAUGAGGAAAGCGUGUCCGGUAAUAUCGCGAGGUUAGCCAGUCGGCGUGAAUGUGGCUGCUACUUUCCGCGGGCAGGAAGGACCUAACUCAGCACACUCUUCUGCAAGUGUGCUGAAGACUAUGCAAAGGUUUUACUUAGAACUAAAUUAAAUUUACUUAAUCUCUACCCAACAUCGUUUUAGACGUAGGUCAAAGUUUUAUUUAUACCCCGAAGGGUCUGGAAUACAUGGACGCUAACGUUAGCGCGCUAGUUAAGAGGCAUUUCAGUGAAAAUUAUUCGUAUUUCCCCUGAAAGAAACAAAAUGUCCGCGGAGCACAGAGCAAGCUGGAUACUGACAGGCACCGUGGUCGCUUGUGUCGCCGCUCUGUAUGUGCCUUGUGUGCAGAGGACGGUCCCCGGUGGAGACUCAGGAGAGCUGAUCACCACUGCUUGUGAGCUGGGGGUGGCCCAUCCUCCAGGAUACCCACUCUUCACUCUACUGGCUCACAUGGCUAUGCGUCUGCUGCCCUCACUCUCUCCAGCCCACAGUGUUAACCUGAUGAGUAGCCUCCUGGGGGCUGCAGCUUGUGGUGGCUUCUGCAUUACUGUCUGCAGGUUGGCAGGUCCUGGUCCUGGAGCAGUGCUGGCUGGUGGGCUGUUCGCUGUGUCCAGACUCAGCUGGCAGUGGUCCAUGGUGGCAGAGGUCUUCACCCUCAAUAACCUUUUUAUUGGCCUUCUCUUCUUCUUGACUGCCAGCUUCCGCUGUGCUGAAAAUGCCACGCAGAGGAAGAAGAUUGCAUACUGGGGGGCAUUAUGCUGUGGCUUGGGGCUCUGUAACCAGCACACACUGGUGCUGUAUGUGUUGGUCAUCAUUCCUUGGGUCCUUUACCGACUGUGCUCUCAAAAGGAGCUGUCUUUGCGUGGCCUUGUAUCUCUGGGAUUCUGUUUCCUCGCUGGCUUCCUGCCGUACAUCUACCUGCCGAUUUCAUCCUACCUCAACACAGCCCGCUGGAGCUGGGGUGACCAGACCACCCUGUCGGGUCUGUUGACCCACCUGCUGCGAGCUGAAUAUGGCACAUUCUGUCUGGCAAAGACAGAAAGCUCGGUUAACCUGACCACAAUGCUGCAGGCUCAGUUGGACCACUCCCUGGCAGAACUUUCACUUCCUGUCUUGGUACUGGCAGGAAUGGGCUUUGCGCUCUCUGCAUUGGACAGGAGGUGUCGCUCAGUGUCCUGGCUGCUAACUGUCAUGCUGGUGGUCUACUCGCUGUUUUUUGCAUGGAGAGCCAACCUGGACGUUAGCAGACCCUUACUGCUCGGAGUGGUUGAGCGUUUCUGGCUCCAGAGCGAUGCUGCAGUGUGUGUGCUGGCAGGCCUCGGCUUGAGCCGGACUCUAGCUGGGCUGGAGAGGAGGCUGGGCUAUGGGGGGUUGUGGAAGACCACAGGCUGGGUCUUCACUGCAGCUCUGCUGGCACAUAUGGUGCACACCAAUCACAGGGAGUGUGAUCAGAGUGGGAACACUGUGGUGGAGAGGUUCGGCAGGGAGCUUCUGGCCUCCUUCUCCAAAGACUCAAUCAUCCUGACCAGAGGAGAUCUGCCUGGAAAUUCUCUGCGAUACCUGCACUACUGCCAGGGCGUACGGCCUGAUGUACGCCUGGUUGAUCAGGAGAUGAUGACAUAUGCUUGGUAUGUGGCCAAGCUGGCACAGCACCACCCUGGGAUCCACUUUCCCGGCCGCUGGUGGGACCCGGUCAACCCCGAGGAGAAAGGCACCUUCAGUCUCGAUCAAUUUCUGUCCCGCAACACGCAGAGGGAUGUGUUUGCCUGCAUCGGGCUUCCUGAUGGAGACCUGAGCUGGGAACACAGUUAUUCCCGCUGGCCCCUGGGCGUGUGUGACUACUUAGUGCCCGUUCAGAAGCAGUUUCACCCUGAAGAGUGGGCUCAUCGUACACGCAAUAUCUAUAACUGGAGUGAUCCACACAACAGUUUCCAUCCUGCAUCCUGGGAGCGUGUUGCUAAUGAAGAGAUGUGGCAAGCCAGGAUGAAGACGGCUUUCUUUCUGUUUGACCUGGCUGAAAGGAUGCAGGGAGAGGGAAAAGCUCGCCUCUUUGAGCUGUCUUACACUCUAUAUAAGGAGAUUGUUGAGGCCCACUCCGACUAUCCUCCAAACUGGGACAAGAACCUGGCUCUGGCUUGCGAGAGGCUGCUCUGCUCCGGUCACAGGGGUUACAGUGCAGACAGCCUACUGACCUGCAGUGUCCAGCACUUCAGUCUUUACUUAGAGAAGGACCCCACUGAUCCCCAGGCACCCGCCAUCCGCUCAGCCAUUACUCACCUGCUCCAAGAGAGAGACAGAUUCCGACAGAGCCGGAGGCAAACCCCAUAAGAUCCAUGGAGCUGGAACAAUGGAAAUCAUGGCUGAGCCAAUGUGCCUCUUUGUGUGGUUUUAAGGUGACGCUCUAUGUGGAUCAAGACUGGUGCACUGGUGUUAAGUUUGGCUAAAUGUACUGUGCCAAAUUGGACUUGUAUGUCAGAAUUUGAAAUGAAGGGAAAUGCUGGUGGAUAAGUUCUUGUUUGAAGUUACCAAACAGAGCUAACACUGUGCUACGUCUCAUUUGAUGAAUGUUUACAGUUGACCCGUGGCAGGGCAUGACUUUAGGAAGCCCUGCCUGACCUCAAUCAAGCUCUGCACGCUUCUCUUAAAGUCACCCAUUCAAUUGCUUUAUCGUUACAUCUCGCCCCCCCCCCCCCUUUUUUUUUUUUUUUUUCCCUAUUCUGCUCUCAGAGCUUUUAACGUGCUGAUUAUUCUGCCUCAGCCUCUGCUCUACUUCUUUUUCUCACAUUAGGAUGGCAAGACCGAGAUUGAGGGAAACCCAAUUUGGGGGCAGAAAUGGGGGAUUAGAGCGGCUGUUUAAUCUAGGACAGACUUGUGCUGUGCCACGCAGCCUCACUCCACAUCAGUGGCAGCCCUACACACCCACCCACCCCUCUAUCCUUCCAUCAGUCUAUCUUAGAUGGUCCUUUAAAUGUUUAAAACUAAUGGAUUCGAUGAGUGCUUUUUUACCCCCCUCUCUCUCUCUCUUCCUUCCUAACAUGAGGGCGGUAAUCCCUCUUGGAUUUAAAUGAAAUGUGAAAUGUCACAAUGCCAGGGACCCUUUUAGAGGUGCGUUCGUGCGUGUGCCCAUGUGGGCAUCUAUGUUGAUUUGGGUCUGCAUGUGUGUGAGAACAUGCUUAAAUCUCCACUCAGCCCCCUCUCCUUGCCAGAAUUGCUCAUAAACCUAUUCGAUAAACAGAUCGGCACACUGAAAAGCAAAAUGCUUUGAUCAUUAGAGAGACACAAAGUCAUGGAAAGUUCACGGACAAACGCAGACACGCAAGAUUUUCAAUGCUCGACUCACAGAAAAAUGGAAUCUCAGGUCUGUGAAUGUCGGGAAGAGGUGCCGUCAAACUUAGUCUGACUGGACCAGGGUUGUUUGAAGAACACCCUUGAAGUACGCCUUUGUAUCUGACGCAUCAGUUACACACUGUUUUUAAAAAUGUUAGUGUUGAUGUUAAUGAACCUCGUGCCAUGAAAUUUGUUGUGCAGAGGUCAAAUCAGCAUUUUGCCAUAAGCUUUAUAAAACGUUUCUGAAGAAGCCUGCUGUUUGAGAUACCAGCGGAAAGCGAGGGACAGUGAGUGCAUGUGCAGUUUUCUCCGAAUGUAAUCUGCCCUCUGUGUUCGCAGGCCUGGUUAGCGGCUGUCAGCUGGCUGGAUGAUGAGGUUCGACCUGCUGUAGCGCAGAUGGUUUGGUUUCACAUAAAAACAACGGGGAAACUGUCAUUCUGCUUUCUACAGAUUAAAAUAUUUCAAUAAAGAUUUUUUUUUUACGUAUUUUUGUGCUCUGCUCUCAAAUGUAGUAUUUUUGAUCAAACAUGUUAUCAUAUUUGUUGUUUUGACAUUGCAGGCAAAUUAAUAAUGUGGGUUUAAAUCGUGUUUUUUAACUUCGCUUGACUGUAUUGGUGUAGUUUAAUGUUUACAUCAGUUAUCUGCUGCCACAUGGCUCAUCUCCUUAUUUUUACCUUACCUUCCUUUUAUCAUCCCCCUCUUGUCACCCACCCUCCCCGCCUCCCACCCCCUCUCACUCUGUCUUUCCGUAACCCCUCUGUUCCUCUUCUCUCCCGUUUCUGAGAGUCACUUGCCCACCCUAAAUCAGCAAGCUGCCGAGGAUUGUGGGAACCCAUGGAAUCGCCGUGACCAGGGAUGCAGGCAGGGAGCCACGGCAACGCUGGAAUGUGGGGCGUCUGAGGAGAUAAGAGCUGUGAGCCCAGCCAGGGAGAGGCGCGAAGUGGGGGAGGACGCAGAGGCAGAGUGAGGAGGGUGAGACAGAAACAGGGAGAGCAGCAAGUCUGUGAAUGGGGAAACAGAAACACAACGCCAUAAACAGCCAGAGAGCAAGACAGAGUGAGACAGAGAAAGAGGGGCGGGGGACUUAGGGGGGCACACACUGGAGAUGGGAAGCCAGCCUUAUUCCUCUUUGCAUUUCAUUUACAUCCCUGGCCGUAUCGACCAAUCGGAUUGGGAGCAAAGCCCAGGGCUUAGGAGGGGAAUAAAAAGACAAAAUGCCUUUGCUGCUCUCAUCCCUCCCUGAUAAUACCCCUUCUGUUUUUCUUUUCUCCUUUUCUCUCGUCUAUAAGUAGAUACUGUCCGAAAUGCCAGCGGAAAAGCGACACCUCCGCUUGCUGUGUAUCUCAGAUAGACCGAGCGGGAGCAGGGGCUGAAAAGACAGCUUUAGCAACUGGGCCUAUCUCCACUCCUCUCUCUGGCUGGAUGGGAGCUUGGAGUGGAAGGAGGCGGAGGGCUGGGGUGUGUUGGUUAGUGUUUGGGAAGAGAAUAGAGGGUGUGAGAGGCAUGAUAUACUGAGCUGGCCACAGAUUUUGCAAAAUCUUACACUCUGAAAAACUUUGCCUUCAGAUCCCUUUCUUAAGCAUGAGAAACCUGUGUCAAGGAUGUUUACCAGGUGCCACCCAUCCUUGUAAAGGUUGCCAAUGCCUUUUACCAAAGUCUGCACAUAUUUGUUAGCUUAACAUUGCUGUCGCAUGCAAAAAGAAAUGUUUUUUUUUUCCUCCCAAGACUCGUAUGUCUCAUUUCAUACUAUGAUUUAGUCAUGAAAGUGACUUAUUCAAGUACAGUACUGUCCAAGUCCUGAGCAGUUUAUUGAAACAUGCAAGCGUACAUGGGAAUACAGUAUAUGAGGUAAAAACAGAGUUUGUACAUUUCUAACAAGCUUGAAAGUCGAUAUUUAGUAUGACCACUUUUAUUCUUCAUUCUUCUUCUUCGCCUGAAAUCUUGUAGGCAAGCUUUCUUGUAUUUUCUUUAAGUUGUAUUUAGUAAUAUUUCUCUGGAUGUUGUCUGCCUUUUCUUCUGUCAAAAUGAUCCAACACUGCUUUGGUAACAUUGAGGUGCAGGCUCUGGCGAGGCCAGGCUUGCAUUCAUCCCUCCACUACUGAUUUCCAGUCCUGUUCUUGUGUAAGUUGGAAUACCUCGGUUUUUUUCACCCUGUUUCCCUUCCACAAGAAGGAAUUCUUAACAGCCACUGAGACCUUUUCUGAUGAGCCUUUAGUUAGCAGUAGAUGGAUAGACUAAAUUAUUUUUUUUCUUAUUUCUUAAGGACGUGACUUUUGGAUUCUGUUCAUCUGCUAUAGAUAGUUUUGAGUUCUGCCACUUCUUCUGUCCUCUAUUCAUCGAGUUUCCUCCGUUUUUUGUGACACAUUGCACACCAUGCCAAAACAUGCCUAGUUUUCAGCUAAUAGCUCUUUGCGACUCUACUUAUUGGUGCAAAAAUACUAUUUUGUACUUGUCAAACUGUAUUACCUUUGGCAUUUUUCAUGAAUGCAAGAGGUAAAGAUAGAAGACAGUACUGUAUGUAUCAAGUAAACAUGUAUGAGAAAAUGUAAAAAAGCAGAUAAACAGUUAUCACUUUUGUCUGAGUUUAAGGAGGUCCUGAGUUUGGACCCAUGCAGUGCCUCUGUGUGCACUUGACUCUACCACAAAAGUCAUUCUAAAUCUCAAGAGUUUCACUUCCUUCAUGCAAAUGUAUUCAAAAAACAACAUUUGCCUGCAGGUUUGUCUGAAACACCAACUCCUGUGAGCAGACACACUGUAACCUUAAACUUUUUACAGAGGUAGCACUACUGUUAUCUGAGCUAAAUUAACUGCUCUCCUGAAUGUGUAUUGCGUAGAAUUAGGCCCAUUAACAUCAGUCUGUGUUGACAUCAUGAUUGACUUUUCUCAGGUUUCCGUUUGCCAUCACUCUUGAUUUGUGUUUCCACAGUGUGUGGCGGCCAGUGUUUGUAUGUCAGGUGCAGCAUGUGUGCAAGUUUAUUUGUACAGGUGUUUUUAGUGCCCUCCAUUGUGUUACUGUUUGUAUGUUGUAUUUGCAAGUUUCUUUACUGUGUUUAAAAAAACUGACAUUGUCUUCCUGCUCAUGUCUUUGUGUGGUUGCACCUAUACCGUUGUACUGCAGCUGGAUCCUGCACUGCCAAUGCUGCCGACAUUUAAAUAGUGCAUAUUGAAAUUUACUGUUUGAGAGAUGAGUUUAUCUCACUUGGGGUUUGUGGCACAGCUGUUAGAGAAAGAGAGGGUCCGUUACCUGCCUGCACCAAAAACCUGUGAGUGAUCAGGUCACAUUAGGACCCUGUGUGGACCCCCCGGCAGCUUCACAGCAUCCUGGUCCUCUUUAGCCCACACAGCCUCCUCCCAAUAGUAAAUCAAACCAAACAAUAGAGGAAGAUAUCCGAGGGAUUAGAGGUCAGAGGGUUGGGGAAUACAACAUCUCUAUUUCCAGGAUCAAUUUUCAACCGCUUGGUAAUCUCUGCCCCCAGGCUCCACAUACCUCCAGUGGUUUCUCUGGCGGGGAGGUGGCAUUGCCAGGCUGUUGGAGCUGGUACUCCAGCUGGGUGUGCGUGGUUGAUAGGAUAGCGGGGAGGUGAGGUUGUAGGUUGAUGGUGUAGAUGGACAGGAGAGCAGAGGGAUGAGUAACAAUAGGUCCCUCCCCUGUAUCCAAACCUUACCUUAAUCCUCACGGAUAAAAGUGUAAAUGUACGGUGUGUACGA